AUGGUCCGGCUGUCUCGGCAACUCAAGUUCGUCGUCUGUGGUGUGCUGCUCGCGCACGCCUACACUGCAGCAGCAGCUGCUGCAGCAGCUGCAGCAGAGAAAGAGCCUGCUGCUGACUCUGCUGCUGGUUUUCUUCGAAGACGAGAGGCAUCUUCGAGUUCUGCGGAGGAAGUGGCGGCCUCUGAAGGUGAGGCUGCAGCCUCAAGGGAGGACUCCAGCGCCCCGAGGCCUCUGGUUUCUGACCCUUUUGCCUGGGGCCGUUCACCGCCCUUUGGGGAAGAUAUCCCCGAGGGUAGAGUGGACCAGUCGGGGCCCCCACCUGCCCUCAUUACCCCCGCAGAAGCCUCAGCGGGGGCCCCUGCAGGGGCCCCUGCGGGGGCCCCAGAGGGGGCCCCAGAGGGCGAGGAGGGAAAGGCUGAAGAGGGCCAGGAAGAAGGCGAGUCUGGCUCCUCCGGCGAGAGCUCCAGCUCAUCUUCCGAGGCAGCAGCAGCAGCAGAAGCAGCAGCAGAAGCAGCAGCAGCAGGGAGUGGUGAGGGCAGCAGGGGGGUGACUGACAGCUCCUCCACUUUUGCUGACGCGGGGGGAGAUGAGCGGCCCGUGGAGGACUUGGGAAGCAGCGGAGAUGAAGAAGAAGAGGAGCCUCUUUUUGGGACCCUCUUUGACGAAGUGGACUUCAAGGGGGCGCGGCGGCUGGCAGCAAGCAGCAGACGCAAGAGGACCAGCAGCAGCAGCAGCAGCAGCAUCAACUUGAGGAGGGGGGCUAAGAAGGGCCGCCGCAGGAGAGUUGUGCGGGAGGGGGAGUCCUCUGAGGAAGAAGAGCCGGACUGGGAGUUGGGGAGGCUUUUCGAAGGACUUGUGGAAGCAGAAGCUGCUGCUGCAGCACGGUUUGACGAGGAAGGCAGGGAGCAGCAGCAGCAGCAGCAGCAGCAGCAGCAGCAGGGGGAUCUGGGGAAGCAGGCGCUGCGCGAGCUGCUGGGACUGGGGGCGAAGCUCGAGGGCCCCGAGAUCCCCCAGGGCCUCCAGAAGAUCCUGGAGGAGGAGUUUCAAGGAGUUCAAGACAUAGCAAAAGAGGCACUAAAGGGCCUCCAGUCCGAACUGGGGGGCCCCCGCGAGGGGGCCCCUUCCCCUGCAGCAGCUCUGGAGCGGCUGCUGGCUUUUGUGGAGCAGAAGGGGCCCCAGGGCCUCGAGGAGUUGGCAGCUUCUCUGGGCCUGCCGGGGGAGGCGCUGGCGUCGUUGCAGCAGGCAGCAGCAGCAGCAGCAGCAGCAGCAGACCCAGCAGCAGCAGCAGCAGCAACGCCCGCAGGCAAGAAGAUGACUGCUGAGCAGGUGAAAGCUGCAGUUGAGAAGUUCGCCAGCCAACUCAAGACGGCGCUGCAGCCCACGGCGGAAGAGCUGCAGCAAGCUGCUGCGCUGCUGAAGGGCAAAGUGGCUGUGGGGCAGCAGCAGCUGCGCGAAGCAGCAGCAGAAGCUUCUGCCUAUGUCAGCCAAACCCUAAAAGCGGGUUUGCAGGCGCUGCAGAAGACGCAGCCGCAGGUGCUCGAGGCAGUUGCGAGGUUCUACACUGCACUGGAAGAGGGCCCGCAGCAGCAGCAGCAGCAGCAGCAGCAGCAGCAGCAGCAGGAAGCAGAUGGCAUGAACUAG
Molecule: messenger RNA, 1641 nt
Organism: Eimeria necatrix
Lineage: Eukaryota; Apicomplexa; Conoidasida; Eucoccidiorida; Eimeriidae
Exons: 1
Coding region: 1-1641 (546 amino acids)
Source: RefSeq, a predicted model, not a curated record